UGCUUAAGUUUCAAACGUUUGCAGAUAUGGCUUCUAAAGCAUUUUCACUCGUUUUAUUCACUCUCCUCCUUCUUCCUCUUCUUUCUCAUGGAACUUCAAGAAACACCAAUAACAAGAAAUCAUCACCCUUUGAUUUUCUCAAGCAUCUACAAGGAUGUCACAAGGGUGACAAUGUCUCAGGCAUCAAAGUCCUGAAAAGUUACCUUGAACAAUUUGGUUACUUGAAUUAUAGCCAUUCCAUAAAGCAAAACCAUGCCAAUGAUGAUGAUUUCGAUGAACUCCUAGAGUCGGCCCUUAAAACUUACCAGCUAAAUUUCCACCUCAACACCACUGGGACUUUGGAUGCCAAAACAGUAUCCAACAUGAUGAUGCCUCGUUGUGGUGUGGCUGAUAUCAUCAAUGGUACAAAUUGGAUGCGUUCAGAAAAUAAAAAACACGUACACAACCAUGGCUCUUUACACACUGUUAGUCACUAUGCUUUCUUCCCUGGAAAUCCGAAAUGGCCAGCUUCCAAGUACAGCCUUACCUAUGGAUUUCUCCCUGGCACCCCAACUGGAGCCAUGAGCCCAGUUGCACAAGCUUUUCAAACAUGGGCUGCCAACACACACUUCAAAUUCUCGCGAGCUCAAGACUACACGAAGGCAGAUAUCAAAAUUAGUUUCCAAAGUAGGAAUCAUGGAGAUGGGUACCCUUUUGAUGGAGCUGGUGGAGUCCUUGCCCAUGCUUUUGCUCCAACUGAUGGCAGAUUCCAUUAUGAUGCUGAUGAACAAUGGAGUGUGGGAGCUGUUCCAGGUCAAUUUGACUUGCAGACUGUUGCUUUGCAUGAAAUUGGGCACCUUCUUGGGCUCGAACAUAGCAAUGUUCAGGGGGCUAUUAUGUGGCCUAACAUUUCUCCAGGAGUGACCAAAGGUUUGGACAGAGAUGAUAUCAAUGGAAUUAAAGCCUUAUAUAAUUUUUAAGUGUCCAAGAUGGCGGAAUCUUCAGUUACGUACGUACUAAUAUAUAUAAAGAGAAUAAAACAUUUGCCAUUUACUGUCAAAAUAAAUCGUGAUGGUGCUACAAGGCUUACGCCAUAAUUAUCUGAUCGGAUUGAGGAUCCACUUUGUGUAACCUUUAUUAAAGUUGUGUUAAUAACUUGCAAUCAAAUGUUCCCUUUUUUUAAGACUCUCA
Quercus lobata is the source of this 1170-nucleotide messenger RNA. Its product is annotated as metalloendoproteinase 2-MMP-like. Gene Ontology annotation, molecular function: zinc ion binding; metalloendopeptidase activity. The transcript has a single exon. Gene Ontology annotation, cellular component: extracellular matrix. The coding region runs from base 27 to 959 and encodes 310 amino acids. Lineage: Eukaryota; Viridiplantae; Streptophyta; Magnoliopsida; Fagales; Fagaceae. Gene Ontology annotation, biological process: extracellular matrix organization; proteolysis; collagen catabolic process. The record is from RefSeq and is a predicted model, not a curated record.